Molecule: messenger RNA, 237 nt
Organism: Hydatigera taeniaeformis
Lineage: Eukaryota; Metazoa; Platyhelminthes; Cestoda; Cyclophyllidea; Taeniidae
Source: the annotation of a GenBank genome assembly
AUGGCCGGUGCCUUCCUGGUGGCCUACUAUAGCAUCAUUUCUGAGAGUUCAAUCAACAUCUCCAACGCACGAGAUUUGGAUCUGCUCAUCUCAGGUCUAUCCAACAUUGAUAUCGAUGACCCACGUACCAUCACCACCUACUCGAAGUGUCAAUCCACCUCGCCAUGGAUGGAGCGGUUUUGGCAGGCUCUAAAAUUCUAUUCAACAAAAAGAGUAUCCAAUUUUUGCAACAGUUGA